Messenger RNA from Aspergillus melleus, 426 nucleotides. RefSeq lists its product as uncharacterized. Gene Ontology annotation, biological process: secondary metabolite biosynthetic process. NCBI's taxonomy places the organism in Eukaryota, Fungi, Ascomycota, Eurotiomycetes, Eurotiales, Aspergillaceae. The coding region runs from base 1 to 426 and encodes 141 amino acids. The record is from RefSeq and is a predicted model, not a curated record. Gene Ontology annotation, molecular function: flavin adenine dinucleotide binding; oxidoreductase activity, acting on CH-OH group of donors. The transcript has 2 exons.
AUGGCAAUUACAAUAUACAAGAGAAUUCGCGACAUUUUCCAUAGCACGGUCAUGGCUCCAUUGGUGGUUGGAGAGGAGUAUUUCCCGGGGAUGCAGUAUCAGUCCGACGGCGAUAUUCUCAACGUCGUCCGCGACACCAUGAUGACCGUAUUCCACGCUGCCGGUACCUGCAAGAUGGGAGUUCCCAGUGACCAUAUGGCGGUCAUUGAUAGUCGGGCGAGGGUGUUUGGAGUUCAAGGGCUGAGGGUGGUCGACGCUAGUUCUAUGCCGGUUCUGGGUCCUGGGCAUCCUCAAUCCAUCGUUUAUAUGCUUGCAGAAAAGAUCGCUGCAGACAUUAUUCAUCACACUGCGUCAGGUGCCUGGAGUACGCCAGCUUGCUCUUGCCGUCAAAUUCGUAUUGGUUCUUUUGAUUAUGACUGGAUAUGA